GGUGCAGUCAGUGGUCUCAGUCUGGACUGCUGGUGAAGUGACAAUCAUCCACUCUGCUCCUUUUGGAAAGCAUUUUCUUCACAUGUUUGAAUGGACACCAUGAUGAAAGGUGAAGAUUCAGAGGAAGUGGAGAUUGACUUGGGGGAUUCCAGUGACCCAGAAGAAUUUGAAGAUGGGGAAGAACCUCAGACGCUGUGGAAAGCCCAGCCUUCUAUGGAAGAGGAAGAAAAUAUUCACACAUCUACACUAGUGGAAAUCAGUGAUACCAAACCUCUGAUUAAUGCCAGAGACACCAGAGGUAUCAAUGACUGCCUCAAGGUGACAUUUGAGGAUGUGAUUGCUGAGCCUGUGUCGGUUCGCAGUGGGGACAGAGUGUGGAUCUGGAGUAAUGCUCUAUUUGAGGUCUCCAGAGUUUGGAUUUACAGGAUAAUCACAGUAAUACUGGCCAUUCCCAUGUCAAUUAUUGCUGGUUUCUUCUUUGCCAUCCUCAGCUGCUUCCACAUCUGGAUGAUUGGUCCCUGUAUCCAGUGUGCACUUAUUGGCACCCGCUGGCUGCAGAGUCUGUGGAGCAUUGCGUUGAGUGUCGUUGUGGCUCCUCUUCUUAGAAGUGCUGGGAAAUGCUGUGAAGGCUUCAGUAUCCACCUGGCCAAAGAGUGACACUCAUACCCGAGAAGCUGGUCCAGGCUGGAUUUGCUCAAGAUGUGGAAAAAAAAGCACUUCUGCUCAAGUGGACCCAGCCUGAGAGGGCAUUGAUUUUUUUUUUAUUCCGUAAUAUUUCAUUAAAAAUUUAAAACACUUUUAUUAUUAUUAUUAUUGUUGUUGUUAAAAUGACCCUGCUCAAGGUGUCUGCAGCAGUGUCUGCUGAUCCUUUAAAUGUUAAGGUGUUUACUUUGUGAUACAAUUUUUUAAUAUGACAUUCAUUGUGAAAUCACCUCGAUGUCUCUUCUUGUUAAAACUACAUCACAUUUUCUCUCUCUGACAAUUGGGCUUACACUUGAAAUCAUUACAACAAGAUAUUAUAUUUGUGAACUGCUGUUUAGAGUGUAGAGUUCCUCAAAGCAAAUUUAUGUGUUUGAUAAAACCUUCAAUUACCAGAUUAGAAAUGGCUUUAUCAGCAAACCCCAUCUGUGACGGAUUUAUCAUUUUUUUGGUGUCAUGUGUUUACCAUAUCACUUAAACCUGUUUCUUAUUUGUGUGAAUCACAGACUUCAUAAACAACGAAGAGUAAUAAUUAAACAAGUUUCAAGGUUUUUUGUUUAUUUAUCCUUUUUUUAUUUAGUAAUUGACGGAGUGAUUUUUUGUAAUUAAAACAGAUGAAUAAAACAUUUUUAAUUCCAGUACGUGUUUUUGCAUUUCAUGGUCAAGAUUUUAAGCAUCAUAUACCUGUAUGUGGAGGAUUUGAGAAGCUGUGUUUACUCUUGAGGUAAGUUGUCAGGACAUUAAAGUCAGUCAUUGUCUUCUGUGAAGACUGUAGUGUGUGAGAGAGAGAAAGAGAGAGAGUUGACGUGACAUGCCAGCACAGCCUUCUGCAUUUUUGACAGUGAUGUAACUGCUGCUGGCAGCUGCCUGCUGGCACCCAUAGACUGAUAUCAUAUCCUUGAGACGUGUUACUGCUGGUACACUGCCAAUUCCAUGUCUAAGGUACAUCCACAGCAGGCUGAUCAACCUUAUUAUUUAUUGCAUAAAUGCAUGACUGGGAACAGGUUUAAUACAACAUAUUGUUUAGAUCCUAUUGCAGUAAUCACCAA
Messenger RNA from Melanotaenia boesemani (Boeseman's rainbowfish), 1748 nucleotides. RefSeq lists its product as uncharacterized. Gene Ontology annotation, cellular component: caveola. NCBI's taxonomy places the organism in Eukaryota, Metazoa, Chordata, Actinopteri, Atheriniformes, Melanotaeniidae. The transcript is spliced from 3 exons. The record is from RefSeq and is a predicted model, not a curated record. Gene Ontology annotation, molecular function: molecular adaptor activity. Bases 91 to 657 code for a protein of 188 amino acids. Gene Ontology annotation, biological process: caveola assembly.